Sphenostylis stenocarpa is the source of this 237-nucleotide messenger RNA. The record is from the annotation of a GenBank genome assembly. NCBI's taxonomy places the organism in Eukaryota, Viridiplantae, Streptophyta, Magnoliopsida, Fabales, Fabaceae.
AUGAAGGAAGCACUCCAUUUUCCCGUGAUGCGAAUAGCUGGAACUGGAUCGAGUGGAAAAGCAUCUGUUAUCAAUUGGGGCAUGAAGGCGAUUUUGCUCGUAGAAAAAAACUACCCAAUGCUACCCGUAGAGAAUUUAUUCAUCUCAUUCUAUGAGUCAGAAGCAAGAAGGAGCCCAGAAGCAAAGGCAGAGCCAAAGCUUCUCAAAGAAAGACAAAACAGAGUGAGCAAAUCCUAG